Sungouiella intermedia is the source of this 387-nucleotide messenger RNA. The record is from the annotation of a GenBank genome assembly. Lineage: Eukaryota; Fungi; Ascomycota; Pichiomycetes; Serinales; Metschnikowiaceae.
AUGAGUUCUUUUUUACCUUUUCUGCGUGGUUUGGGCUCGGCGAGCUUCGGUGAAGUUGUCAAUGAUGACGAGGUCGCAAAGGGUGGAAAAUCUCGGUUGGAAGACAUUGGAGACGAAAUUGGGUUGAACAACUCCGGAGUAAUAGACGCUGGUGGAUCACUUGACGAGUCAACCAAGAUUAAUUUUCUGAAGUUCUCUGGUUGGUCUAGUAGAUCAAGAUUUACAGACACAGACGGAACUAUCACAGAAGGCAUUGUUGACGACUGGAUUGUUGUAGCAUCUUUGGGAACUUGGUGUUCCAUACAUGUGCCCAAGAAAUGGUCCCGGGCACUUUCAAAGUUGCCAUAUGGGCAAAUAUCCACAAAGCAGCCUAUAAGUAUAUCCUGA